AAAACUUCGAUUCUUUUCGUCCAGAGAUGUCCUCACUGACGUCGUUGUCUUCAUAAGUCGGGCUACGUCGUACGAGGCGGGGGAACGUCAAAUACCCAACCAGCCCACAGGGAAAUUGAUGUUGUUCUCCGUGACUUUGUACGCGCUGUUCUGAGUCACUUACCUACACUCGUUAACCAUUUGUUUGGCCUCGAUCACUGCGUGAAAGCGUCAACUUGAGCUCACCAAAUCAAUACUCUUUAUUCGCAAUUGCAUCAUGCCAUCUCCACUCGUUUCAACCCUCUCAGGGGCUCUCCUGCUACUGGGCCACUUCCCCAAUGUCGUCGCGGAACUUGAUAUCAGCAGCUCAGACAGCAUCAAGGAGUCAUCACGGUCUCUUGCUAAGGACCUUAUGACAUUCUACAAAGGCGACGAGCCUGGACAGACUCCGGGUAUACUUCCGUGGUCGUCCGAGGAUAUCAACAAAUACUGGUGGUACUUGAGUAGCAGCUUCUUCGCCACCUAUCUCGACUACUGGCAUUUGACAGGAGACGACAGCUACGCGGCUACAGUCAGCAAAGCACUACAGUUCCAGGUUGGACCCGAAAACGAUUACAUGCCUCCCAAUCAGACAGCUACCCUUGGAAAUGAGGAUCAGUGUUUCUGGGGCACGGCUGCUCUUAUGGCUGCCGAGUAUGGGUUCCCCGAGGUGGAUGGAAAAGCGAAGUGGAUCGACCUUGCGAAGAAUGUGUGGACGACUCAAGCAUCGCCUGAUCGCUAUGAUGAGACCUGCAAUGGUGGCCUUCGCUGGCAGAUUCCUUUUUCCAAUAAUGGAUAUGAAUGGAAGCAUACGGCUUCCAAUGCGUGUUUCUUCAAUUUAGGAGCCCGGCUUGCUCGGUUCACUGGCAACACAACUUACUCGGACUACUCUGACAAGAGAUGGGACUGGCUCACUGGAGUUGGUUUCGUUGACACUAGUAACUGGAAGGUGUACGACGGGGCACUUGCAGAGAGCAACUGUACCCAAAUCGGGAAGGCUCAAUGGUCUUAUACACCAGCCAUGCUCAUUCAGGGCGCAGCCUUCAUGUAUAACAACACAAACGGCUCCGAAAUCUGGCGUGACCGUGCCGUGGGACUCUCUGACGCUCUGUUGAAAGACUUUUUCCCUGAAGGCGUCAUUUUCGAAUCGGCUUGCGAGCCAGCUGAGGGUCGCUGUCCCACCGACGCUCUUUUCUACAAAGGAUACGUGCACCGGUGGCUCUCUUCGGCCACUCAACUCGCCCCUUUCUUGGCAGACACAUGGCUUCCGGUCCUGAAAACUUCCGCUGAAGCUGCGGUCAAGCAGUGUGAGCCCGGAAACUCGGGGAUCAACAAUCGCUGCGGCUUCUAUUGGACCAGUGGCAAAUUUGUCGACCCUAUGACAGCCGAUAACACUACGGGUAUUGGUGAAGGGUUGAGCGUUCUGGCUGCAGUCUCCAAUCUGCUCAUCAAGGAUGCCAAGGCACCGAUUGUUGACGCUGCUAGAAGUGGCGGAAGCUCUGGCAACUCUCCUAGCGGCACGACCGGGGGGUCUUCGCCGACUUCGACUACCUCGACGACGGCUACGCCAGGAUCAGGAGCUGGGCAACUUGGAAUGGAUUUCAAAGUUUCUUUCCUCCUCCCAUCAUUCAUGCUUCUGGCUUGGCAUCUCUGAUUUCAGGUGUCGGACUCAGGGCUCAAA
Colletotrichum scovillei is the source of this 1699-nucleotide messenger RNA. Its product is annotated as glycoside hydrolase family 76. The coding region runs from base 257 to 1672 and encodes 471 amino acids. The transcript is spliced from 3 exons. Gene Ontology annotation, biological process: fungal-type cell wall biogenesis; carbohydrate catabolic process. Lineage: Eukaryota; Fungi; Ascomycota; Sordariomycetes; Glomerellales; Glomerellaceae. Gene Ontology annotation, molecular function: mannan endo-1,6-alpha-mannosidase activity. The record is from RefSeq and is a predicted model, not a curated record.